UGGCGCCACUCACCAGUUGGUCCAUCUCUAUAGAGAUGAGCAAAAUUGCAAUUUUCCGUCUUAAAAUUCGCAGGAGAAAAGCCACAAAUAAUCAGCAACGAAUCGAAAUAAAUGUGAGAUAUAGCCGCGAUUUGAUCUGAAUGAAUCGCGGGGACUGAAAGCGUGACCAAUUCGCCGAGGAAAGGUCGCCAGGGCGAGGGAAAUCGCUCAUCUCUAUUACAAAUACGAAAAUGAAAUUGCGUGCAUUCUAAAUGCCACAUGGGAACCAUGACCAAGGACUACGACUAUCUGCUGAAGGUUCUGCUGGUGGGCGACAGCGAUGUGGGCAAGCACGAGAUCCUCUCGAACCUGGAGGAUCCCUCCACGGAGAGCCCCUUCUGCAGCGGGAACGACUGCACGUCUCAUAUCCUUCAAACGGUAGCCUACAAGACGACCACCAUCCUGCUGGAGGGCAAGCGCGUGAAGCUGCAGCUGUGGGACACCUCCGGCCAGGGACGCUUCUGCACGAUCAUCCGCUCCUAUUCGCGGGGCGCUCAGGGCAUCAUCCUCGUCUACGACAUCACCAACAAGUGGAGCUUCGACGGCAUCGAUCGCUGGCUCAAGGAGGUCGACGAGCAUGCCCCUGGCAUACCAAAGGUGCUCGUGGGAAAUCGCCUGCAUUUGGCCUUCAAGCGACAGGUGGCGGCCAAACAGGCCGAGACCUACGCCAGCCGCAACAACAUGUCCUGCUUCGAGAUAUCGCCUCUCUGCGACUUCAAUAUCCGCGAGUCCUUCUGCGAACUAGCACGGAUGGCGUUGCAUCGCAAUGGCAUGGAGCACAUCUGGCGCAGCAAUAAGGUGCUGACGCUGCAGGAGCUGUGCUGCAGGACGAUCGUGCGAAGGACGAGCGUGUACGCGAUCGAUUCGCUGCCCCUGCCGCCGUCGGUGAAGUCGACGCUCAAGUCAUACGCGCUGACCACCUCGCAGUGCUUCAACUCGCUGACCCAGAGCUCCAAGAGCAAGAACCGCUGCAAGACGCCGACGAGCAGCAGCCGGAAUAGCUGUGCGAUCGCGUGAUCGUUGCCUUGUAGGCCGCCGCCCAGCCGCCUACGCCGCCACGCCCCCAAACCGACAUUAACUUUAAUUGAGCUCUACUUAUGUACUCUAGGCUAACACACACACACCACACACUCGCCCACUCACCCACAUUGAAGACCCCCCCCAUACCUUUGGUUAUUUUGUUUGUUUCAUCGACAUUGAUAUUUGUGGCCAACAAUGUUUACUUUUUACACAGUAAAGCUUACAUUUAUUUUAUUAUUAACCCCCCCGCCCCCAUCUGUCCCCACCUUCCUUCUUUUGCAUUACUCUAAUGUUGUUAAUAUUAUUAUGUUUGUAUAAUUCUAAUAUUUAAAGCAUCAAACACAUCAACAUAAAAAAAAAAUAAUGAAAACGAAGAAAAAACAACAGCAAGUGAAAAUCAAUUUUUAUAUGCAUAAAAACAAUUAUUUUUUUUGUUUGUUUACCAUCGGAUUAAAAUAUUCUUAGAGAUGUAUUGUAAUUGAAGCGAAUUCAGCAAAAGAAGCGCACUCAAAGGCGAAUUGAUAAAGAUAAUUCAUAAUGAAC
Molecule: messenger RNA, 1602 nt
Organism: Drosophila suzukii
Lineage: Eukaryota; Metazoa; Arthropoda; Insecta; Diptera; Drosophilidae
Gene: Rab40
Product: RAS oncogene family member Rab40
Biological process (GO): protein localization to plasma membrane; intracellular signal transduction
Cellular component (GO): plasma membrane; endosome; synaptic vesicle
Molecular function (GO): GTPase activity; GTP binding
Source: RefSeq, a predicted model, not a curated record